GAAAAAGGAAACACACGACAAUAUUGUCCUGUGCCUUACGUGCGCCCGCAGCCGCGAUCUGACGGUCGCGCACUCGCACUCGCACCGCACCAACAUGGACUACGGCGCCGCCGCCUCUCACGCCGCCGCCGCGGGGCCGCCGCCGGCGGCGGAUCCCCACCACCCGCACUACCCUCACCCCUACGCCGGCUACCCUUACCCCUACGCGGCGUACAACCCGGCCGCCCCCGCCUCGGAGCCCGCCACCGCCGCCUCAUCCUCCUACUACUACCCCACCGCGGUCUCCGCCGCCGCCUCUGCCGGCCAGUACGACCCCUACGCGGCGUACCAGUACUACGCUGACCCCGCCGCGGCCGGGCCAGGCAGCGGCGGCGCCGGGGGCCUGCCGGGGUACUACUUCGGCGCCGGUGAGGCGUUUCAGGCCCCGGCAUCGUCGGCGUCGCAGGGUGCUCCGGCGGCUACCGCGGCGGCUGGCAAGGAGGCCGGGAAGCACUUUGGGUUCGAUCCUCAGCGCUACGCGCAGGCAGCAGCCGCCAGAUCUUCGAAUGGAGUGGCACCAGCAAUUGCAGCCCCAGGCAUGCACCCUGCUCAGUGGAAUGCCCAUUUCGGGCAUCCUGUGCCGAAAAUUGUUUCAAGAAAGCAUAUAAAGAAAAAGCCAAAGGUUGUGCAACCAUUGACUUGUGAAGUUUGCAAGAUUCAGUGCGAUACUCCAGAAGUUCUAAGGAUCCAUAAGACGGGAAAGAAGCACAAGAAAAACUUAGAGAGGCUACAAGACUCUAUCACACCUAAACCAGUAAAGCCUCCAAGUACUCCAAACACUGUUGCUCUUGCAGCAAAUAUGGCACCUGAUCCUGUCACUACUAGUGUCACUACCAGUGUGAUUCCUGCUGCACAAACGAAGAAGAAGAAGAGUGCUGCAGCAACCCCAGAGGAACUGGAGGUGAAGAGGAGGCGUGUACUUGACGCUGGAGCAGCUCAAGGAGAAGUGAAAAUAUGUACCGUGUGCAAUGUGGUCGUCAACAGCCAGAAAGUUUAUGAGUUUCACAUAAUUGGUCAGAAGCAUAAGGCCAUGGUACAGAAACAGCAAGCGCAGCCACCUAUAGCCUGAGGUGGAAAGCAACUAUGCUUGCUCAUUUUUCUCCGGUUCUAUUUUGUUGCAACAGAGAACAGAAUGCACAAGCUCCUGUACUCCUAAUGAAUGUAACUUAGCUAAACUGCUUGAAGAUUAUUUGGGCUCUUUGUGCCUGCCGCAGAUAAGUAGUCGGAGUUUGGAGCGAAGGUUGUCUUGUGCCUGUCUUCCAGUUGUUUAUUGACCAAUCCAAGAUUGCAGAAUGUUGCCCUCGCUAUGUGAAUUUAGCCCUGUUGUUUAAUGACAAAACGUCAAUUCGAAAUUGUAUAUUUCACCGUCGGAUGAUACUCCCUUUGUUCAA
Oryza sativa Japonica Group (Japanese rice) is the source of this 1430-nucleotide messenger RNA. RefSeq lists its product as uncharacterized. Gene Ontology annotation, molecular function: zinc ion binding; nucleic acid binding. Lineage: Eukaryota; Viridiplantae; Streptophyta; Magnoliopsida; Poales; Poaceae. The record is from RefSeq and is a predicted model, not a curated record.